AUGUCCCAAUCCUUCACCCCCGCCGACGUCGCCGCCCACAACUCCCCAGACAAGGGCCUCUACAUCAUCAUCGACAACAACGUCUACGACGUGACCAACUUCGUCGACGAGCACCCGGGCGGCGCGAAGAUCCUGAAGCGCGUGGCUGGCAAGGAUGCCACCAAGCAGUUUUGGAAGUACCACAAUGAUGGCGUGCUGAAAAAGUACUCGCCUAAGCUUAAGAUUGGGGAGGUGAAGGAUGCGGCGAAGCUUUGA
This is a messenger RNA of Aspergillus terreus NIH2624, 255 nucleotides long. Its product is annotated as cytochrome b5-like heme/steroid binding domain-containing protein. The record is from RefSeq and is a predicted model, not a curated record. Lineage: Eukaryota; Fungi; Ascomycota; Eurotiomycetes; Eurotiales; Aspergillaceae. The transcript is spliced from 2 exons. Gene Ontology annotation, molecular function: heme binding. Bases 1 to 255 code for a protein of 84 amino acids. Gene Ontology annotation, cellular component: intracellular membrane-bounded organelle; membrane.